This is a messenger RNA of Hydra vulgaris (swiftwater hydra), 1248 nucleotides long. RefSeq names its product serine/threonine-protein phosphatase alpha-2 isoform. Lineage: Eukaryota; Metazoa; Cnidaria; Hydrozoa; Anthoathecata; Hydridae. Gene Ontology annotation, cellular component: nucleus; cytoplasm. The record is from RefSeq and is a predicted model, not a curated record. Gene Ontology annotation, molecular function: protein serine/threonine phosphatase activity.
UUUCACUUUUUGCUUUAGAGUAAUUCACCAUUUUAAGCAUAGGCGGCUCGUCCAUUUUUCUACUUCUAAAAGCUAAAAGUUGUUGAAAUUUAAUAUAAAACACAUUUAGCUGCUUUUUGUGGCUUUUAUUAUGACGGAAGUUGAAAAAUUUAAUGUCGAUAAUGUUAUAGCACAACUUUUAGAAGUUAGAGGUUCUCGACCUGGAAAAACAGUUCAGCUGACUGAGUCAGAAAUUAGAGGAUUGUGUCUAAAGUCUAGGGAAAUCUUUUUAAGCCAGCCUAUUUUACUCGAAUUAGAAGCUCCUCUAAAGAUUUGUGGUGACAUACAUGGCCAGUAUUAUGACUUGCUGCGAUUAUUUGAAUAUGGUGGUUUUCCUCCUGAAUCAAAUUAUCUUUUUCUCGGUGAUUAUGUUGAUAGAGGAAAACAAUCACUUGAAACAAUAUGUUUGUUAUUAGCUUACAAAAUAAAGUACCCUGAAAAUUUUUUUCUGUUGCGUGGCAACCAUGAAUGUGCCAGUAUCAAUAGAAUAUAUGGAUUUUAUGAUGAAUGUAAAAGAAGAUACAAUAUUAAGUUAUGGAAAACAUUUACUGAUUGCUUUAAUUGCUUACCUGUUGCUGCAAUAUUGGAUGAAAAAAUAUUUUGUUGUCAUGGUGGUUUAUCCCCUGACCUCCAAUCAAUGGAACAGAUUCGAAGAAUUAUGCGACCAACUGAUGUUCCAGACCAAGGAUUAUUAUGUGAUCUUUUAUGGUCUGAUCCCGAUAAGGAAGUAACUGGUUGGGGUGAGAAUGACAGAGGAGUAUCAUAUACAUUUGGACCAGAUGUUGUUGCUAAGUUUCUUCAUAAGCAUGAUUUUGACUUGAUUUGUCGUGCUCAUCAAGUAGUUGAAGAUGGUUAUGAGUUUUAUGCAAAGAGACAAUUAGUAACUUUAUUUUCUGCUCCAAAUUAUUGUGGAGAGUUUGACAACGCAGGUUCAAUGAUGAGUGUUGAUGAGACUCUUAUGUGUUCAUUUCAGAUUUUAAAACCCGCUGAUAAAAAGAAAUUUCCAUAUGGUGGUUUUGGUGCUGGCCGUCCGAUAACUCCACCGCGGGGUGGCGCUGCAACUGCCGCUGCUACUGGAGCAGGAAACACGCCUAAAGGAAAAACAAAAAAAGUUGAUAAAUAAACAUUAUUUUUUUGUAUGUAUAUACUUGUUUGUAUAUAUGCGUGUGUAUAUACCUAAAACAUUCGACUUGCAGGUCGCAUGCCAUA